UGACGGGGCUGCGCAUCUCACCGACCGGGAAUACACCGACUGGCGAACGUUUCGGCCUCUUCCCCGCUGCACCGCGGGCUGUUUCUGUGCAACUGCGGAGGGGAGUGGGCUCGGCGUUUUCUUGUGAGCCGCCGGGGGGUCGGUGUUGGGCGAGGACGGAGAUGCCACUCAUCCAGCGGGAGCCGUGUUUGUUUUGUAUGGCGAAAUGAGGCAGCAGGGGGUGGAGAGCCGCCACAGAGACGCUGGGCUCCGGCCAAACAACACCGCAUUUUAGCCCCACAUUCGAUGCUGCUCCGGCCUCGCCUUGCGUUGCUUUUAUCGCGCCGCUGAUCUCUGGCUUAUUUCGGGGGUGUAUUUCUGCAAAGUGCACGGCGGAAGGAAGAUGCAUCUCGGCUGAGGAGGACACCCCCCAUCCAGAUAUCUAUCCGUCGCUGCCAUGACAGGCAGCCUCGCGACCGCGGCUCGGGCGGCUGGGGAGCAGGCAGAUUGAGAAGGGGACGGAGGGUUCGCUUCUGCGGGUGCAAGUCCGCCAGUGGAGCCUGUGAAGGCGACAGAACAAGCCGUGGUCAUCACUCAGGGAACACAGGGAGGAAGGGAACAACAUGUCUUCUCGCUCUGCAUUACCGUCUGGGAACGACAGGAGCACCGGAGAGCAUCAUGUGUCACUGGGGUCCAGCCGCUCUGACAAGGCUACCAGCCAGUCCAGUCGCUCGCUGGGGGCACGGUGUCGGAACUCCAUCGCCUCCUGCUCAGACGAGCAGCCGCACAUUGGCAACUACCGUCUACUGAAGACCAUCGGCAAGGGAAACUUCGCCAAGGUCAAGUUGGCCCGUCAUAUCUUGACCGGCAAGGAGGUUGCAAUAAAAAUCAUUGACAAAACUCAGUUGAACCCAACCAGCCUACAAAAGCUUUUUCGGGAGGUACGAAUAAUGAAAGGCUUGCAUCACCCCAACAUCGUGCAGCUGUUCGAGGUGAUUGAGACGGAUAAGACCCUCUACCUAAUCAUGGAAUAUGCCAGUGGAGGUGAAGUGUUUGACUACCUCGUGUCUCAUGGAAGAAUGAAGGAGGUCGAAGCCAGAGCCAAAUUCAGACAGAUCGUCUCCGCUGUCCACUACUGCCACACCAAGAAUAUCGUCCACAGAGAUUUAAAGGCGGAAAACCUUCUGCUGGACGCCGAUGCCAACAUCAAGAUUGCAGACUUCGGCUUCAGCAACGAGUUCACGCUGGGCAACAAGCUGGACACGUUUUGCGGCUCGCCUCCGUACGCCGCCCCGGAGCUCUUCCAGGGCAAAAAGUAUGAUGGGCCCGAGGUGGACGUCUGGAGUCUCGGGGUCAUCCUCUACACGCUGGUCAGCGGAUCACUGCCCUUCGAUGGGCAGAACCUGAAGGAGCUGAGGGAGCGUGUGCUGCGAGGGAAGUACCGCGUGCCCUUCUACAUGUCCACUGACUGUGAAGGGAUCCUUCGCAGAUUCUUGGUUCUCAAUCCCACAAAACGUUGCACCCUGGAGCAAGUCAUGAAGGACAAGUGGAUCAAUGCGGGGUACGAGGGAGACGAUCUGAAGCCUCACAUAGAGCCAGUGGAGGACUACAGUGAUGCCGCCCGCAUCGAGGUGAUGGUAGGGAUGGGCUUCACCCCAGAGGAAAUCAAGGACUCCCUGCUCAAUCAGAAGUACAACGAGGUCACGGCCACGUACCUGCUGCUCGGCCGAAAAGAUGAGGGCAGUGAAGCUCGAACAGCCAGCACCUUAUCGCUGGCCAGGGUACGACCCAGCCCCAUUACCAACGGCACCAACAAGCACUCUUCAGCGACCGGCUCCUCCUCCUCCUCCACCUCCUCCUCUCAUAGCAAGACUCAGCGCAGUGCCUCCACCUACCACAGGCAGCGGCGACACAGCGACUUCUUCCUCCACAACAAAGGCGGGCCCUCCAUGCCCGUCAUGCACCCCAAGAGGAGCCCCACCAGCACAGGCGACAGAGAGCUGCGAGAGGGACGGAUGCCCUCACGUAAGGCCAGUUGCAGCGUAAUGGGAAGCCACAGCCUCCCCCCCUCUAGUCCCAUGGUCAGCAGUGCCAACAACCCUAACAAGUCUGAGAUCCCCGACCGCCGCAAAGACAUGACUGCCACCACGAAUAACAUCCCUGGAAGCGCCAUGACACGCCGGAACACCUAUGUUUGCACGGAUCGCUCCGGCGGUGACAGACACUCCCUACUGCAGAACGGCAAAGACAACAGCUCUCUCAGCCACCGCAUGCCUGCAGCAUCUCCCUCCACGCUCAGCAUUUCCGGAGCAGGCGCAGCCUCUUCGUCCUCCUCUUCAGACCGCUGCCGUCUGACCCGCGGCUCUACAAUCCGCAGCACCUUUCACGGUGGUCAACUGAGAGACCGCGGCCCCCCGGUUUACUCUGCGCCACCCACCUCCCCCACCUUGUCCCACCAUGAAGCCAGCCCGCUGCCCCACGCUCGCACCCGGGCCACCUCCAACCUCUUCACCAAGCUGACCUCCAAACUCACUCGCAGGGUCACAAAUGAAUCUGAGGGAAUCAGGAGAUUUGCGGUCACAAGUUGCCAUCUACCUGGGUAUCAAAAAGCGCCCGAGCCCCGGGCCGUCGGACGUGGCUGGAAUCUGAGAGGCGGCGGGCGGCGGGACCCUGCGGAGGUGGUCCUGGCUCUGCGGGAGGCAGCGCUGGGAUGCGGCUGCCAGGUUCACUACGCCGGCCCCUUCCUGCUCUCCUGCACCCACGGCACGGCGGGGGGCCGCGUAGCUUUCGAGGCUGAGGUGUGCCAUCUUUCCACAGGCACCUCCGAGACUUCUAACGGGGUGCGCUACACCAGACUCUGGGGGGCGCCACUAGCUUUUCGGGACAUUGCCACCCAAAUCUCCAAGGACCUUGAACUAUAACAUGGAGGGUGUGCUUGUGUUGUUGUGUGAGUGUUCGGUGUGUGUGUGUGUGCGCGUGUGCACAGGGAGGAAAAAUGUCUGAGGUGUGAAGAGAAGCAGGGAAGGGGCGAGGGGCUGGACCCGAAAGACUUGUCUCUUUCAUAACUCUCCCCCAAACCCUGCACACACACACUCACACAAGCACACACACUCAACCAUGAAGACACAGACGUCCGAAUCUUCACAGCUCAGCUCUUCAACGUGCGACUGCACCCACUGGACCUGAUCAGACCCUCUUUUUUAUCGCUACUCUAGCCAUAAUAAUAUUUUGUUAUUUAUUAUUCUACGACUUGUUUUUACUCACUGUCAUUUUUCACUUGUCAGAUAUCUCCUCGGCCAUUUCUCUCCUUGUCGAGGAGCUUUGUGUGCGGCGGGCGGCCGACAGAGUUGUGUUGUACUGACUGGUGCAGACGCAGCAGUUUGGACUGGUGACUCCCCCCAUCACAUGGACACCUCAGAGCACAAGCCUCGGCCUAGUUCAUGAAGAGCAAAGCAAAUUUAGGGAAAAGAAGUUCCCCUCAUUCUGGCUUGAAUUUUAGUGACAAGAAAA
Synchiropus splendidus (mandarinfish) is the source of this 3489-nucleotide messenger RNA. It is a transcript of the gene mark4a, whose product is annotated as MAP/microtubule affinity-regulating kinase 4a. The coding region runs from base 603 to 2900 and encodes 765 amino acids. Gene Ontology annotation, cellular component: cytoplasm. The transcript is spliced from 17 exons. Lineage: Eukaryota; Metazoa; Chordata; Actinopteri; Syngnathiformes; Callionymidae. Gene Ontology annotation, molecular function: ATP binding; tau-protein kinase activity; protein serine/threonine kinase activity. Gene Ontology annotation, biological process: microtubule cytoskeleton organization; protein phosphorylation; intracellular signal transduction. The record is from RefSeq and is a predicted model, not a curated record.